AUGGUGCUAAGCGUAGUGCUUCUGGCGAUGCUACUAGUUGCACCAGGAUUUACAAGCGAAACAAAACAGGCUGCGCGUGCGGAAGGUCUGGACUCUGGGAAAAAAGUGGUAUGCUAUGUGGGCACCUGGGCUGUCUAUCGGCACGGCAAUGGGCGCUUCGACAUCGAGCAUAUCGACCCGUUCCUGUGCACUCACCUGAUGUACGGGUUCUUCGGCAUCAACGAGGAUGCAACGGUGCGCGUAAUCGAUCCGUAUUUGGAUCUCGAGGAAAAUUGGGGCCGCGGGCAUAUCAAACGGUUUGUCGGGCUGAAAAACCUGUCACCGACGCUCAAAACGUUGGCAGCAAUUGGUGGCUGGAACGAAGGCUCCCGGAAGUUUUCCGCAAUGGCUGCCAGUGCCGCGUUGCGGAAGCGCUUCAUUUACGACUGUGUGGCGUUCUGUCAGCGGCACGGGUUCGAUGGAAUCGAUCUGGACUGGGAGUAUCCAGCGCAGCGUGACGGUAAUGCAGCAAUUGAUAAGGACAACCACGCACUGCUGGUGGAAGAGAUGAGAGUGGUGUUUGACCAGUAUGGAUUACUAUUGACGGCCGCGGUUGCAUCGGUAGAGUUUUCCGCCGGUGUAUCGUACGACAUACCGCGAAUAGUGAAGAGUUUUCACUUCCUAAAUGUCAUGGUAUACGAUAUGCAUGGUGCUUGGGAUAGCUACUGUGGUAUCAACGCACCGCUAUACCGUGGUCCGGCCGAUGUAACGACAACACAGCAACAGCUCAACGUUAACUCCAGCAUACAGUACUGGCUAUCGCAGGGUGCUCCGGCGGAAAAGCUAGUCCUGGGCAUUCCACUGUACGGACGAAGCUUUACGCUGGCUAACGCCGCCAACAGCCAGAUUGGGGCAGCUACUGUCAGUGGUGGUACCCCUGGCCCGUAUACAGGCGAGCCCGGCGUAAUGGGAUACAACGAGUUUUGCGAGAAGUUGCAAACAGAAUCAUGGGACCUGCGCUGGAGCGAAGAACAGCAGGCACCAUACGCGGUACGCAACAACCAGUGGUUAGGAUAUGAUAAUCUUCGAUCAGUGCAGUUGAAGAUGAAAUACCUGCUAGAUCUUGGACUGGGUGGUGCCAUGGUGUGGUCGCUUGAGACUGAUGACUUCCGCGGAUUGUGUGGUGGUGGAAAGUAUCCACUUAUGCAUGAGAUCCAUUCACUCGUAAAUGGCGGUACCCCAAGUCCAACCACUCCACCCCCAGUGCCUGCACCGUCCUCAACCAGCGCGACAAACACUGACAAUCCGGGUGGAAAUCCUGGUACAACGAAACCACCUUCGGAUGAUAACCCAUGUUCCGGUGGGAAGAUUGGCUUCGUACCAAAUCCGAACCAUUGUAACCGGUACUACAUGUGCCUCACUGAGGAUACGUACUUUGAAUUUACAUGCCCGGCAGGUACAUUGUUCGAUCCGAACCUCAAUGUGUGCAAUUGGGCCGAUCAGGUAAAGUGUACAAACGAAUGA
Molecule: messenger RNA, 1503 nt
Organism: Anopheles marshallii
Lineage: Eukaryota; Metazoa; Arthropoda; Insecta; Diptera; Culicidae
Product: chitotriosidase-1
Exons: 4
Coding region: 1-1503 (500 amino acids)
Biological process (GO): carbohydrate metabolic process; chitin catabolic process
Cellular component (GO): extracellular region
Molecular function (GO): chitin binding; chitinase activity
Source: RefSeq, a predicted model, not a curated record